This is a messenger RNA of Eupeodes corollae, 440 nucleotides long. RefSeq names its product ubiquinol-cytochrome-c reductase complex assembly factor 6 (gene sloth2). The record is from RefSeq and is a predicted model, not a curated record. Lineage: Eukaryota; Metazoa; Arthropoda; Insecta; Diptera; Syrphidae. Gene Ontology annotation, biological process: mitochondrial respiratory chain complex III assembly. Bases 229 to 408 code for a protein of 59 amino acids. The transcript is spliced from 2 exons.
GUAGAAGCCUAAGAGCAUUUUUGGACAAGUGGCCGGGCAAACAACGUUUGGGAAUUUACAGAUUCCUUCCUAUCUUUUUCGUUCUUGGAGCGGCCUUAGAAUUUUCUAUGAUAAACUGGACUGUCGGUGAAACUAAUUUCUAUCGAACUUACAAAAAGCGUCAAGCCAAAAAUCUCAUUGAAUCAAAACUCGCAGAAAGCAUAGCCGAGGCAAAAACAGCAGCAUAAAAUGCCAGCUGGAGUUUCAUGGGGACAGUAUACCAAGUUCUUCAUCAGUGCCAUGAUUUCCAUGAUGGCCGGAUCGCAAUUAGUUCACAUUUACUACAAACCCUUACAAGAUAUUGAUGUUUUCAUCGAAAAUGAGAUGAAAACGGUCAAGCAAUCAAAACCUAGUGGAAGCACAACUUGAGUUAUGUGAAAUAGAACAUUUAUUUAAAACAA